AUGGAUAGCAAUGAAAAUAUGGCUGAAGUUUCAAGUGUACUUUGUUAUGGUAGUUCUCAAGCUAUAGAGCAUUCUAAUACAGAUAGCUCUAAAACGAACAAAAGAAAGAGAUCGGAGAUAUGGAAUCAUUAUUGUGAGGAAAGAAGUCGUGAGGACCUUGCAAGGAUGGAUGGGUUGAAGGUAGUGGAGGGUGCUAUUCAUAGGAUCCGUAAGGUUGUUAAAUAUAUAAAAUCAUCUCAAGGAAGGUUGGAAUUGUUUAUGGGAAUUGUGAAACAGUUCAAGACGAAUGGUAAGAAAAGGAUAUGCAUAGAUGUACCUACUCGUUGGAAUUCUAUAUAUCUCAUGUUAAAUGAUGCUAUAGAAUUUAAGGAUGUAUUUAUGCGACUUGUGGCUCGGGAUCCUAAUUUUGAUAAUGCGCCAACUGAGGAAGAUUGGUCUCAAGGCAUUAUUAUUUGUAACUUCUUAAAGGUUUUUCAUCUUAUAACUGAAGUUUUUUCACAAACAAAAAAUCCAACUGCAAAUUUGUAUUUCUAUGAAAUUUGGAGAAUCAAUAUGCUCUUGAUUGAAGAAUCUAGGAGUUCAAAUGCAGUUGUGAUGAUGAUGGCUUUAAAGAUGCAAGAAAAAAUUGACAAGUAUUGGAAGGAAUGCUCUCACAUUCUUGCUGUAGGGGUUGUUCUUGAUCCAAGACAUAAGAUGAAUCUUAUUAUUUAUUGCUUUCAAACAAUCCAUGGUAAUGGUGAUCGUGCUUCAUUUGAGAUCAACAAAGUGCGUGAAGUUCUUCAAACUUUUUAUGAUAAUUAUGCAAUUUUAUAUGGCACAAAUGUCUCUCUUGUUCAAGUGGAUGAGAGGGUGUCUACAUCCCAAGGUGGAAGAGAUGAGAAUCGUUUUAUGCAUGGCUAUAAAGAAUUCAUCCACGGAGUACAAGUUACCCAACCAUCGAAGUCAGAAUUAGAGACCUAUUUGGAAGAGAAGGUUCAUCCAUUAGAAGAUCAAAAUUUUGACAUUCUACAGUAUUGGAAAUUCAAUGAAUCAAAAUAUCCAAUAUUGUCUAGGAUGGUACGUGAUAUCUUGACAAUUCCCAUUUCUACCGUUGCAUCUGAGUCUGCCUUCAGCACUGCUGGCAGGAUUUUGGAUGAUUUUCGUAGCAGUCUAUCUCCGAAUACGGUUGAGAUAUUCCACUUCCUCAUACAAAAUACAAGGUUGAAGAUUACGAAACUGUUGUUGAUAUUAAUACCGAUGAUUAGCUUAUGCUGCUGUGGUCGAAUGGAUGAAGAAAAUUGUGGUUCAUUAUACAUGUUCUUAGUUAUAGCAAAGCUAGAUGACAAUGCUAGACUACUUGAUUUUACCGAGAAACUGGAAGCUGCUUGCAUUGGAACUGUGGAGUCUGGAAAGAUGACUAAAGAUCUUGCUCUCCUCAAUCAUGGACCAAAGGUGACUCGAGACCAGUGGUUGAACACUGAGGAGUUCAUUGAUGCAGUGGCAGAGGAGCUGAGAGCAAGACUCCUGGGCAAAUGA
Messenger RNA from Phoenix dactylifera (date palm), 1515 nucleotides. NCBI's taxonomy places the organism in Eukaryota, Viridiplantae, Streptophyta, Magnoliopsida, Arecales, Arecaceae. The record is from RefSeq and is a predicted model, not a curated record.